AUGGACGAGACCCACACGCGGACUCUGUUAUUUACAUCCAAAAGAGAAGCAUUAAGCCGCAUGGACGAGAUCCACAGGCAGAUUCUAUCACUUACAUUCCAAGGCGACACACCAAGGACCAGACAACAUCUACUGACAACGCUGUGGUAGAGCCUGUGCAGCGCGACUUUCACAAUAUUCACAUUCCUGGAAUCCUGACUAUCCUGGCAUUGUCUUUCCAUGACAUAUUUGAGGGCCUUGCUCUUGGCAUCCAGGAACGUAAUAUGGACGUGUAUUUCCUUUUUCUUUCUGUGGCCACCCACAAGUUUGCGAUCGCAUUCUCUGUCAGUUUGGACUUCCUGUUGUCGGGUGUGGACCCCAAGAUGAUUAUCCUGUACACAGUCAUCUUCUCGCUGGUGAAUCCCGGUGGGAUAGGCAUGGGCAUAGCUCUGAGUCUGCUCAGCAGAGAGGGUACCAUCCAUUCACCGAUGACGGUGACUAUGCAAGGUAUUGCAAGUGGUUCACUUAUUUACGUCACAUGUUUUGAAGUGCUCCAGCGCCACACGACACAAGAAAAUGGCAGCCACGUAAGCGGCAUUCGCAACACUGUUUUUGUGAUCUCGGGUUUUAUAUUCAUGCUUGGCAUGAAGAUUGUCAUGGGAGCACACAAUCAACACUUAACACACAAUCAUUACUUCGAAGGAAAAGCAGCUGGAAAUUCAACAGCAAGUUGGUGAAGUCAGGAAGAGAAUCUCUUUAACUUCUUAAGACGUAGAGCUUAGUAAAUUGAAGAAGCUAACUUACAAUCAAAGUAUUUGUUUUACCAUAGUUUUAGUAAACAUUUUCAUUGAUGUAUUUACAUUUGCUAUUUGUAAUAAAGUCAAAUAAAUGUAUCAGUUCGAAAAGAUUGAAAUCUAUAUAACAUUGAUCUAGUUUUUAAUUUCAUUACUAUUGUGGCAAGUAUACACAUAUUUAUUUAAUUUGU
Molecule: messenger RNA, 964 nt
Organism: Homalodisca vitripennis (glassy-winged sharpshooter)
Lineage: Eukaryota; Metazoa; Arthropoda; Insecta; Hemiptera; Cicadellidae
Product: zinc transporter ZIP1-like
Exons: 6
Coding region: 264-716 (150 amino acids)
Biological process (GO): zinc ion transmembrane transport
Cellular component (GO): plasma membrane
Molecular function (GO): zinc ion transmembrane transporter activity
Source: RefSeq, a predicted model, not a curated record